UUUUGUGAGCUUCCACUUCUAGAUUUUUCCCAAAUUUAUUGUUAAUUCUUUUGAGAUACAAUGUCAGUGUCCAGUGUAAAUUCGAGCAAUGAAUCCGUUUUACGCAAUCAAUUCGCUUCCUCAAUCGAAUUGGAAGUCGACAAUGCAAAGCCCUCAUCGGAAACCGAAUUGGGGAGCAGCGACGUCGAUGUCGCCCUCCCAGAUUCGUCCAGAAGGAGCUCCGCUGUCGCGUUUUUAAAUUACAUGCGGGAAUGUAAGCGCCGGUUUGGAUCCAAGCACCUUGGGCAAGGGUUUGCAAAUGCCGCGACGCAGCGUUGGAGGACGAUGUCCCCAGAGCACCGAGCCCGGUACCGACGGUCCGGAUAUCAAUCUGCCAGCUCCAUUAAGCCAAGCAAGAGCAGCCUGCUCUGCUGGGAAGAUAAUGACUUAGACAGCACGGCAGCUCUUUCAGUGGUUCCUUCGGGUUUCUCCCUGGACGAGGUGGACAGUGACAUGAAACGCAAAAGUAAGCGCAGCUGCGGCAAGUCUAAGCGAAAGAAGUCGGCUUGUGGCAAGCGCAGACGCAGGAAGUCCGCUUGCAAGAAACGCAAGAGCCGCAAGUCUAAGAAAAGCUGCUCGAAGCCACGCCGCCGCAAGUCCCGCAAGGCGAAGUGCAAGAAGGGUGGGGAUCCCCACUAAGGUGGUAUUGGACCAGAGAGAAAUUACUGUACAUUCGCACAACGGGCGGGGAAACCUCCAACCUGUCUCGAUUUGGACCUGAAGAAGCGGCACCUGGGACAAAGUCGCGAGCGAUGAUCCGCGAUUCUAAACCUCUGCCGCUGCCCAGCUAAGAAAAGGAGCUUCAAAGCAUGGGAGGCCCCCAACCACCUAUAAGGGACACAUCGACGUCUUACCACCCACCAAUAAAUGUGUGUUUUCUUAACCUGCUCUAAUUUCUGUUUCAAUUUAGUCCGAUACGGGAAUUUGUCCAAGAAGGAUCGCAGGGGCCCUAGAGGAUGAACUGUCUCGGAGAACUAGGCUUCAAACAAGAGGCAUGAACGGACUGUUGAUGCUGAUCAAUACUAUAUAUACUUUAUGGGGUCGGAAACCCUUCAUUCUGGCUGUAACAUGCACGUCCACAAAUCCAAUAUAUAUCCCUAAACUCUUCGAGUACCGGCUACAAAAGGAAAACAUUGUCCAAACGGAUUUUAAAUAUUAAUUUAUUAGAGGAACGUAUUCCUUCGGCCAAAUCACUUUUUGAAGCAUGCGGAAUCUGCAAGCGGAAUGGAAUGGGAAAUGCAUGAAAUCCGAAUGCAGAUUGCAAUCUGGUAAUCAAUGGGAAUUUAGAAAACUGAAAUCGAUUUAGCUUGCAGCCGACUAAAGCCCCUCCGUCAAAGCGUAUCGGGAAUGCAGAAAAAAGAGGAAUCAAUUUGCAUUCGACUUAAUUACUAGUGAGUGCUGGUGCGGUAGCCUGCCGCAUCUAAACCCACGAAUAGGCCGCCGCAGUGCAUGCAAUCAGCACUAUCAAAGGCAUUUAAUUGCCAUAAAUCUGGAAAAGUUGUUAAAACCCAUUUAAAAUUGUCACCAAAAUGUAACGUUCAACUGCUGGCUCACUGGCAUUUAUCCAACUAUCUGCCAGCCGCCAUCCGCUUCUCUCCGCUUCUCUCCACUGUACAUCACUCAUCCUCUGGCGGAUUCCACUCCUCCAUCCAAUCUACGUCUUGGUUGAGCUAAGGAGCUUGGCCUGUAACUGGCAGCAUGUUUCCUGCUUCCUGCUCCUUGCUUCUGUUCUCCUGUUGAGCUUCAGUUUUAGGCUGCACUCUCAAUUGCAGUGGCUUUCGU
Messenger RNA from Drosophila miranda, 1821 nucleotides. Its product is annotated as histone-like protein 18C. Lineage: Eukaryota; Metazoa; Arthropoda; Insecta; Diptera; Drosophilidae. The record is from RefSeq and is a predicted model, not a curated record. The transcript has 2 exons. The coding region runs from base 61 to 678 and encodes 205 amino acids.